AUGAAAUGCAGUACAGUACACAUCCAGAGACGCCCCUGGAAGUUCUUUGAUGCACUGCUGAGUGUGCAAGUGCUUCUAAACCACUGCGUUUCUUUUCUAGUGGAGCUCACAGAAAACCUCGGACUCCCCGUGACACUGCUUGAAAAUCACAACCCCUGGCCAGCCUAUGUCACCUACACCUCUCCAGCAGUAAGGCGCCUCAUUGACAAAAGCAGAGCCCGGGACCUGGAGUGCAUUCAUUCUUACGAGGAGAGCUGCAAACCGACAAGGCUGAGCAAACCUAGUUUCAUGCACCUGAGAAGGAAGAAGUCAUCCAAGUCCUCAGAGCUUGUGCUCAAGGAUGCCCUGUCAGAAUCCAGGCAGUCCACGUGGGAUCCUUGCUCUGCCACAAACGUGAGUUCCACACUCCUUCCAGAACCUACACAAUCACAGAUGGAAGCCAGAGAGGGUCCCACGUUCAACUACAACAAGAUCAUCUUCUCCAGGAGGCCUGCGAUGAGGAAGCUCCCCUACGGCUUACUACAGGCCAGCAAGGAGCUGCAUGCCAACACUUAGCAAAGAGCCCUGCAGCCAUCCCCUGAGAAUGUACAACGGUUACACUCCAUUCGCUACAAUAUACCAUGUUCUUGAAA
Myodes glareolus (Bank vole) is the source of this 632-nucleotide messenger RNA. The record is from RefSeq and is a predicted model, not a curated record. Lineage: Eukaryota; Metazoa; Chordata; Mammalia; Rodentia; Cricetidae.